AAGAUUAAACAUGAUAGCAUUAAUUGUAUGCCUCCGGUAGCUCACGCCACCCUAUGUAUCUUCUAGAAACAUAUGCAAUUAUCAUGUUUAAACACUGCAUUUCCUACCACCAACUAACAACAGUAUUCAAACGCAGCAAGAUGGAAGCCAAAGAGGGAGUUAAUAGUCAUUCUGCCAAUGAAAUUACAUGCAAAGCUGCUGUGGCAUGGGGUCCUGGGCAGCCUCUCUCCAUACAACAAAUUCGUGUUCAACCGCCUCAGAAAUUGGAGGUCCGAAUCAAAAUCCUUUUCACUUCAAUUUGCCAUACAGAUCUUAAUGCUUGGCAGGGCGUGAAUGAAUCUCAACGGGUGUAUCCUCGGAUUUUAGGACAUGAGGCCUCCGGGGUUGUUGAGAGUGUAGGGGAAGGUGUGGAUGACAUAAAGGAAGGAGAUCAUAUUCUUACUAUUUUUAAUGGUGAGUGUGGUGAAUGUACUUAUUGCAAGUCGAAAACCACCAAUCUAUGUGCAAAGUUUCGAGUUGACCCUUUACAAUGUGUAAUGAGAAAUGAUGGGAAAACAAGGUUCUUAACUCAAGACGGAAAACCCAUCUACCAUUUCCUAAACACUUCGACUUUUAGCGAGUACACAGUCAUGGACUCGGCUUGUGUCGUGAAGAUUAAUCCAAAAGCUCCUCUCAACACGAUGACCUUACUUAGUUGUUGUCUCUCCACAGGCAUGGGAUCGGUGAUCAAUACCGCAAACAUACAUCAAGGAUCAACGGUUGCGGUUUUUGGUUUGGGUGCAGUAGGAUUAGCGGUCAUACUAGGAGCCAAAACAAGAGGAGCAUCUACAAUUAUAGGAAUUGACAUCAAUGAUGACAAACGUAUCAAAGGCCAAAAAUUGGGAAUGACGAACUUUAUAAACCCAAAUGAGCUUAAAACAUCCGUACAUGAGAAAAUAAGUGAAAUGACUGAAGGAGGGGUAGACUUCAGCUUUGAGUGUGCUGGAAAUCUUGACGUUCUCCGCGAAGCCUUCCUGUCUACACACGAUGGAUGGGGGUUAACAGUAGUAUUGGGGAUUCAUCCAACACCAAGAAUGUUGCCAUUGCAUCCAAUGGAGUUGUUCGAUGGACGGACAAUCACAGGCUCCGUGUUUGGGGGCUGCAAAGGGAAAACUCAACUCCCUCUUUUUGUUGAUCAGUUUAUGAAUAUGGAGGACUUGAAGCUGGAGGAGUUCAUAACACACGAGCUUCCAUUCAACAAAAUCGACCAGGCUUUCGAAUUGCUGAUUCAUGGAAAAUCAUUAAGAUGCUUGCUUCAUUUUUGAAGCAUACAUAUAACAUAUUACAAUUGUUCAAAAUAUGUUAUAUGUUCAAAAUAUUGGAUUUGGACCUUGUUGGAAACAACUCUUUUGUUAUUUAAACCGCCUUGUUAGUUUGAUUUUUCUGUUGGUAAAUAAAUUAGUUUAAAAGAUCA
Molecule: messenger RNA, 1453 nt
Organism: Helianthus annuus (common sunflower)
Lineage: Eukaryota; Viridiplantae; Streptophyta; Magnoliopsida; Asterales; Asteraceae
Product: alcohol dehydrogenase-like 4
Exons: 10
Coding region: 54-1304 (416 amino acids)
Biological process (GO): formaldehyde catabolic process
Cellular component (GO): cytosol
Molecular function (GO): S-(hydroxymethyl)glutathione dehydrogenase [NAD(P)+] activity; zinc ion binding
Source: RefSeq, a predicted model, not a curated record